Coprinopsis cinerea okayama7#130 is the source of this 984-nucleotide messenger RNA. RefSeq names its product GAMM1 protein. Lineage: Eukaryota; Fungi; Basidiomycota; Agaricomycetes; Agaricales; Psathyrellaceae. Gene Ontology annotation, cellular component: nucleus; cytoplasm. The transcript is spliced from 8 exons. The coding region runs from base 1 to 984 and encodes 327 amino acids. The record is from RefSeq and is a predicted model, not a curated record.
AUGACAUCUGCUACCCAACUCGAACCUCAACCAAAGCGCCAGAGACUGACCAAGAAGAUCGGCACUCACAACGGCACCUUCCAUUGCGAUGAAGCGCUGGCCGUCUUCUUGUUAAAACAGACCGCAACCUAUGCUUCUGCAGAUGUUGUUCGAACUCGGGACCCCGCAAUCUUGGACGGUUGUGACAUUGUCGUGGACGUGGGUGCUGUCUACGAUGCUGAAAAACUGCGUUUCGACCAUCAUCAACGUGGCUUCACGGACGUACAUUUCGGGCAAGAGAUUAUUGCAAAUAGGCUCAAUGCUGCACCAGACGAUCCCAAGGUCAAGUACGUCUGGUUGAAGGUCUAUCGAGAUUUCAUUGAAGCGUUGGAUGCAAUCGACAACGGUAUUUCUCAGUACCCGACUGACAUCCAACCCCGCUAUCGCAACAAGACUGACCUCUCGAGUCGCGUCGGUAGCCUCAACCCUCGUUGGAAUGAGCCCACGGACUCAACUAUCCUCGAUGCACGGUUCCAAGAGGCUUCUUCCCUUGCGGGAAAAGAAUUCCUUCAAGUCGUUGACUAUUACCGUGAUAGCUGGCUUCCUGCAGGAGACCUUGUGAAGGAGUUGAUUGCUUGGAGCAAGGCCAACGUCGAUUCUUCUGGUAAGAUUAUCUUGUUCCAGCAAUUUGCCCCUUGGAAGGAACACCUUUUCGAACUCGAGAGCUCCGAAGGUGGAGGUGCUCUUGAGCCCAAUCAAGCCAUCUAUGUCGUUUAUCCUGACGAGAUUGGAGGCAACUGGCGUGUCCAGGCUGUUCCUGUGGCGCCUUCGAGCUUUGAAAGUCGAAAGCCACUUCCCGAGGCUUGGAGAGGCGUCAGGGACGGUGCCUUGUCUCAAUUAACUGGGAUUGCAGGUUGCGUGUUCGUCCAUGCCUCUGGGUUCAUCGGAGGGAAUAAAACCAAGGAAGGUGCAUUAGAGAUGGCCAAAAAGGCCUUGGAACUUUAA